This is a messenger RNA of Scomber japonicus (chub mackerel), 1911 nucleotides long. Its product is annotated as kinesin-like protein KIF2C. NCBI's taxonomy places the organism in Eukaryota, Metazoa, Chordata, Actinopteri, Scombriformes, Scombridae. The record is from RefSeq and is a predicted model, not a curated record. The coding region runs from base 60 to 1787 and encodes 575 amino acids. Gene Ontology annotation, biological process: microtubule-based movement. Gene Ontology annotation, molecular function: ATP binding; microtubule binding; microtubule motor activity. The transcript is spliced from 18 exons.
CUCCAGCAGUCACCAAGGCUGAAGAGUCAGUCACUCGGUCUCAGGUCAGGCAGACAUGUAUGUUCCAGGCUCCUGCCCCUGUUCCAGCACCAGUUACAAAAUCUGAGACCUCUGUGGCAAAUCUAGAGACAAUCCAGCCUAAUCUCCCACCUCCAUCAGUUCUCACAAGCUCGGCGAGUUCCAAUCAGCAGCGUAGAAAGAAUGCGGCCAAACCAGCACCGUCACUGCCCUUUGCCCGUGAGGCCAUAAAGGAAAAUGAUGAACCUGAAAGGAUCCCUCCUUUUGCAGGCAGAAGAAAAUCUGUCGCUCCCCAAGAGUUCAAUAAAGGCAACAAGAGGCUGUCAUGUGUUGUUAAACCCUCCGACAUGCAGACCAAGAAGGGAAAGUAUGGAGAACCUUCACGACCAAACCAGAAGUUUUAUGAUAUGAUUCAAGAGUUCAGAGAGACCUUGGAAAUAACUCCUAUAUCAACUUCUGACAUUAUUGAACCUCAAAGGAUUUGUGUGUGUGUUCGUAAACGACCCCUUAACAAGCAAGAGUUUACAAAAAAGGAGAUAGAUGUGGUCUCUGUACCUGGGAAAGGUGCUCUGCUGGUCCAUGAGCCAAAACAAAAGGUGGACCUCACCAAAUACUUGGACAACCAAAUCUUCCAGUUUGACUACUCCUUUAAUGAGAACGCCACCAAUGACCAGGUCUACAAGUUCACAGCUAAACCUUUGGUCCAGUCCAUUUUUGAAGGCAGCAUGGCAACAUGUUUUGCCUAUGGCCAGACUGGAAGUGGAAAGACUCAUACCAUGGGAGGUGAUUUCACAGGGAAGCAGCAGAACAGCGCCAAAGGAAUCUACGCCUUGGCAGCCCAGGAUGUUUUCACCAAUAUCAAUCACAGGAGGUAUGCUAGCCUGGAUCUUUCUGCCUUCGUCAGCUUCUUUGAGAUUUACAAUGGCAAAGUGUAUGACCUACUGAACAAGAAGGCAAAGCUCCGUGUUCUAGAGGACGACCGACAGCAGGUGAAUGUGGUUGGCCUGGAGGAGGUGUAUGUGACCAAAGCAGAGGAUGUCAUCAAGAUGAUACAGAUGGGCAGUGCAUGCAGAACAUCAGGCCAGACCUCAGCCAAUGCCAACUCAUCCCGCUCUCAUGCCAUCCUCCAGAUUGUCCUAAGACGAAAAGGCGCACUCCACGGCAAAUUUUCGCUGAUUGAUUUGGCUGGCAAUGAGCGUGGCACAGACGUUAGCAGCAAUGACCGCAGCACUUUAGUGGAGACUGCUGAGAUAAACCAAAGCCUCUUGGCUUUAAAGGAGUGCAUUCGUUCACUGGGGAAGAACAGCGAUUACAUCCCUUUUAGGAUGAGCACACUGACCAAGGUCCUCAGAGAUUCCUUUAUUGGCGAGAAGUCCAAGACCUGCAUGAUUGCAAUGGUGUCUCCAAGCAUGUCUUCAUGUGAAUAUACCAUGAACACUCUACGUUACGCUGACAGAGUGAAGGAACUGAAUGGCAACUCCAAAGCUGGUGGAGUGGUGAAGUCACAAGAGCCUGCAGAUACUUCUUCUGAGGAGGAAUCUGUUGACACCAGUGUGUAUGAUGCCAUAUCCCAGGUGGCAGACCUGGAGGAGAAGGUUUAUGUGGAGCUUCAGAGGGCAAAUGAUCUUGUCAAGGCAAUGGAGCAAACCUCAUACAACAUUGAGGCAGGACUUCCCGACCUGGUGGAUCAUUCCCAGAAGUUAUUGGACACAGUCCUGGCUUUGCAGACUGCUGUGGAUCAGGAGAGAACGGCGAGGCUCAACCACUGAGACAAAGCCACCAACCUGCCCAGACCAACAGUUUUUUUAUUUUACACUUUGCUGUGACGCAGUUCUCUUUUGUCUUAUUUUGUUAAUUACUGUGUUUUAAAUAAAAUUAAUUCAAACACUAAUU